Molecule: messenger RNA, 642 nt
Organism: Quercus lobata
Lineage: Eukaryota; Viridiplantae; Streptophyta; Magnoliopsida; Fagales; Fagaceae
Product: malate dehydrogenase, cytoplasmic-like
Exons: 4
Coding region: 126-635 (169 amino acids)
Biological process (GO): malate metabolic process
Molecular function (GO): oxidoreductase activity, acting on the CH-OH group of donors, NAD or NADP as acceptor; malate dehydrogenase activity
Source: RefSeq, a predicted model, not a curated record
GGAAGAAAAGAGUGUCUUAUAUCAAGAUGACUGUUGUUACAUGUCACUAUAUCAAGGACCAAGUGUAUUUGAUUUUCAAUUGUGUAGUGUGUAUAUCAAAAUUUUGAUUUUGUUCAACAAGGCAAAUGGGUUAUGCCAUCCUUCCAAUGAUUGCAAGGGUAGUCAUGUUGGGUCCUGAUCAGCCUGUGACUCUACACUUGUUUGAUAAUAUCGAGCAAGUAGAUGAAGCCUUGAAUGGGAUAAAAAUGGAAUUCAUUGAUGUUGCCUUUCCCCUUUUGAAAGGUAUUGUGAUUGCUACCACGGACAUUGUUGAAGCUUGUAAAGAUAUCAAUAUUGCUAUUAUGCUUGGUAGAUUCCCACAGAAGGAAGGUAUGGAAAGGACGGAUAUGAUGUCUAAAAAUGUGUCUAUGUACAUGGCUCAAGCUUCGACCUUGGGCAAGCAUGCUGCUGCGGAUUGCAAGGUGCUAGUUGUUGCCAACCCUACAAACACCAAUGCUCUCAUCUUGAAAGAAUUUGCUCCUUCAAUCCUAGAGAAAAACAUCACGUGCCUAACACGACUUGAUCAUAACAGAGCAUUAAGUCAAAUAGCUGAGAGACUAAAGGUUUAUGUUACUGAUGUCAAGAACGUAAUAUAAUGUGUAA